UUCUCUUUCUUUCUUCUUCCAUUUUCCAUCCCGAUCCCCUCCUCCUCUUCUCUUCUUUCCCCCCACGAAGCUAGGGGCGAGCUCGGAAGGGGGCUCGGGAUGAGGCCGGCCCGAAGCCGGCGGCGCUGCAGCCAACCGGCGGUGCCUGCAGCGGCCGCGGCCCGGCUGGCCCCUCUCCUUCUCCACCUCCGGUGGAGGAGGUGGGUUGCGGGUACCACCGAGAUGUAGAGGAGCCCCGCCGAAGCCGGUGGUGCCCGCGAAAUGUACGGCCGACGUCCACGGUCAGCCUGAUGGCGUCCAUCAUGCUUCAAGCCGGCAGCCACCCACGGUCAACAGGGAAAUCUCCCUUCGGCCGUCUUCUCCGAUCCCCUCCAGCGAAGAUCACACCGGUUCCACCCCUGGGAACCAGAUCUGUCCGAGCCGAGGGUCCUUCCGUGCAUCUAAGGGUUAGGGUUUACCUCAUUCCGAUGAGCCGUGAAGUAUUCCCGGCGACUACUGUGCCUGCUCCGGCGGCAGAAGGUGAUGACAAGCUGGAGAUCCUCCCUCCUCCGGCGCCACUGCUCUCGGUCCGGCUCCUUGCACAGAAGACAAAGAGUAAGGGAGGUAAGAGGUGGUCGAUGGAGUUCUCUGUGACUCCAUGGGCUUUUGUAGCUCCUCAUCCAGCUCGGAGGGGUGGGGGACCGCGGCUGUUAGGCAGUUUUAACUGCCUCAACAGCUGCCGUUCUCCACCGCCUUAUUCUCGAAAUCACCCAGAUGGACCGCCGACUUCGGUCCAUCUGGUCCGGGGUUUACACAAAGAGAGAACUCCAAUUGAUGGAGAUUAG
Messenger RNA from Phoenix dactylifera (date palm), 824 nucleotides. Lineage: Eukaryota; Viridiplantae; Streptophyta; Magnoliopsida; Arecales; Arecaceae. The record is from RefSeq and is a predicted model, not a curated record.